Messenger RNA from Paraphaeosphaeria sporulosa, 16227 nucleotides. RefSeq lists its product as uncharacterized. Gene Ontology annotation, molecular function: phosphopantetheine binding; catalytic activity. The transcript is spliced from 4 exons. Gene Ontology annotation, cellular component: cytoplasm. The record is from RefSeq and is a predicted model, not a curated record. Bases 1 to 16227 code for a protein of 5408 amino acids. NCBI's taxonomy places the organism in Eukaryota, Fungi, Ascomycota, Dothideomycetes, Pleosporales, Didymosphaeriaceae. Gene Ontology annotation, biological process: amino acid activation for nonribosomal peptide biosynthetic process; secondary metabolite biosynthetic process.
AUGCUCCUUCAAGAGGAAGGAUCCGUGUCCGACUUGUCCGUCUUGCACAGACACCCGGAAAGUCUGCCUGGACCAGAAUACUUGCACCAGCUGGUACGACCAUCGUCAGCUACUGACGCUCCUGCCAUCGACUUCCUGGAAGAUGGAGGUCAGAGGCGGAAGCUUACGUAUGAGGAAUUGCAUACGGCAAGCGAUGGUCUUGCGCAAAGAAUUAGGUUACACCUUGCGAGACUGGAAAAUGCCUCUGAAGUUGUGCCAAUCCUUUUGCCUCAGUCACCAGAGCUCUACAUUGCCUUGCUGGCCAUAUUGAAGAGCGGAAGGGCAUUCUGUCCAAUCGGUCUCGAUGCACCGCCUGAGAGAGUGGCUUUCAUUCUUAAGGAUGUUUCAGCUGACAUCUUGAUCACAAAAUCGACACUCAGAGAGCACCUUCCUUCCUCCUCCAACACACAAGCAUUGCUUAUCGACAGAGACGAUCAAGCGCACACUUCUGGCACGGCUUCAGAGACACGACACCAGCGGCAAUCGCGAUUAGCUUAUGUACUCUACACAUCGGGAUCUACAGGACUUCCCAAGGCUGUCAGCGUGUCACAUCGCGCUGUCACCCAGAGCUUAUUAGCUCAUGAUCGACACAUCCCUCCUUUCACUCGGUUCCUACAGUUCGCGGCACCUACAUUUGACGUGUCGAUAUUCGAGAUAUUUUUUCCCUUCUAUCGCGGUGUCACACUUUCCGGAUGCGCACGGACGCAGAUGCUCAACGACCUGCCUGCUACCAUUGCCUCAUUGCGGGUAGAUGCUGCCGAACUCACACCCACAGCCGUCAGCAACCUACUCCGAGGCCGAAAGAGUGUGCCAGGACUCAAGUUGCUGCUUACCAUUGGCGAAAUGUUGACACGGGACGUGAUAGAUGAGUAUGGCGGAACGGAUUCCAGACCUAGUAUUCUCUGGGGCAUGUACGGACCCACCGAAGCUGCAAUUCACUGUACUUUGCAACCCAGCUUUUCUUGCACAUCUUCUUUGGGCAACAUUGGAUUCCCAUUGGAUACUGUCACAGCUAUAAUAGCGGCUCCUGUUCACCAAGGUGAACCUACAAAAGUUCUGAAGGUCCUGCCACGAGGAGAGAUGGGUGAACUGGUCAUCGGAGGUCCUCAAGUUGCCGACGAGUAUCUAAACAGGCCAGAAUUGACAUCGGAUGCGUUCAUCCAUGAUCCGACAUUCGGCUAUCUGUACCGCACAGGAGACAAAGCCCGACUAUGCUCUGAUGGUACGCUCGAAUGCUUGGGACGCAUGGUGUCCGGUCAGGUGAAGCUAAGGGGGCAGAGAGUGGAACUCAGCGAGAUCGAACAAACAAUCAUCAAAGUCGACGGCUGCUACAGUGCAGUUGCGAUGGUGAUCGAAGAUGCAUUAGUUGCAUUCUGCGCCACGGAUCCAUUGACAGUAUCAAGCACGAUCGUGCGAGAGACUUGCCGACAGUGGCUGCCAAGUUACAUGGUCCCCAUUGAAUUCAUCUUCGUUGACCGCAUGCCUCAACUCCCCUCUGGAAAAAUUGAUAAGCCUGCUCUGAAAGCAAUCUACUUGGACAAAAAGCCUCGUCCAACCUCUUCGGUAAUGCAGUCUAGCAGCAUGUUAGAUGACCCUGUUACCUCGAUCUUCCAGGCCGUGCUUGGACGUGCAAUUUCAGAUGGCGAGGACUUUGCUAGCGUUGGACUGGACUCUUUGCGCUCGAUCCGUAUUGCGUCUGCACUACGCGAAACAGGGCUCGACGUCGGAUCUGUAGACAUCUUGACCACGAAUAACCUCAAAGAGCUCAGAGAUCUCUGCAAAGGAAGGGAGAAGCGAGCUUCCCACCUCACAGAACAGUCCAACAUGGAUUCAAGUCGCUUGUUGAACUUUCCGGAAUUGCAAUCAUAUCGCAAUGACAUAGUUGACAUCUUACCAUGCACGCCUUUACAAGAAGCAAUGCUGACGGAAACUGCUACGAAACCCAGCGCUUACUGCAACUGGAUUGAAGUCGAACUAUUCCAACCUCACUCAUUCUCGCAUAUACACGAGGUGCUCAGCACCAUUGUACACCGUAAUGAGAUUCUUCGCACUGGAUUCUACAUGGCCAACAUAGCAUCUACGACCUUUCUGCAGCUUGUGUGGGACAGUAUGCAAGCUUCUACGGUAAUCGAGGUCUCCACCUUUUCUCGAUCAUAUUCUCUUGGGUCGGUGCAAUCUCUUCUACGUCCCUUCAAUGUGCAAAUCAUCGCGGCUACCGAUAGGCCGCGUCUUCUGUUUCAGAUUCAUCAUGCUUUAUACGAUGGCUGGUCUUUCGAUCUUCUCCUACACGACUUGAAUGAACUGCUGGCAGGAUGUCCGAGCAUUGCCCGACCACAAUUUCGCGACGUGGUCAAUUACUACCUACAAAUGUCUAACUCAGGCGCCCAAGAGAAGAGCGCAGAUUAUUGGCGAAAAAUUCUCCAUGACUUUUCUCCGACACCUCUACCAAAUUUUAACGGCCGGACACUUCCCCACUCAGGGCUUUCGUAUCUACGAGGAGAGUACAUGAUCAAUAUGGAGUUCUUGUCCGCUGCCGCUAAAGAGCACGCAAUUCAUCCUCAAGUGUUCUACCAAGCCGCCAUUAGCCACGUCAUCGGCCAGUAUCUAGGAACAUCCGACGUCGUGAUCGGAACUGUCACAUCCGGUAGGACUGUUCCCGUCACACGGGUUGAGGAGGUAAUGGGUCCUUGCAUCGCCACUCUUCCCUUUCGCACAGAUCUAUCGUGCCUCACAGUUUGUGAUCUGCUGCAGAAGACCCAACAAGCAAAUCGAGACAUGUUGCAGCAUUGUACACUGCCUCUGCGCGCGAUCACAAAACUGUGCCAGCUUCGUCCGCGAGAGCGCUUGUUCGAUGUUCUCUUCGUCUGGCAAGAGUCCCUCGUCUCGACCGAAAAUGGACAUUUUAACCUCCACGUAGUAGACAGCGCAGACGACCUUGAACUCAACAUCACGUUUGAGGUUGAGCCUCGGGAUGAGAGUAUCGCCUACCGAAUAACCUACGAUGCGUCGAGAAUUCCCGAGAAGCAAAUUGAGUACCUCGCGAUGCAGGUUCAGCAGACGGUGCGGUACUUUCUUGCCAACUAUAAUGGGAAGUUGAAAGUAGCGAAGGGUUUCCUUGACGAUAAAGCAUUGUCAAUUGUGAAUCCUGAGCCAGAAGGGGGGCCCAUACGACACGGACCGGCCCAUUGCGUGGAGAUGCGAGCCGUGGAGUUUCCAUCCAAAGACGCUGUUAUACUAGGAUCCGUCGUGGACGGCAACAUGGAGAUUACGGAGAGGCUAUCGUACGCUUCAUUGAAUGCACGUGCAAAUCAGCUAGCACAUGCUCUGGUAGCACUUGGCGCCGGGAACGACCAAUUGGUGUGCGUCAUGCUCGAGAAAUCCAUUGAUCUCUACAUUUCCAUUCUGGCCAUUCUCAAGACAGGAUGCGGAUAUCUUCCGGUCGUACCAGAUACUCCAACAGAGCGAUUCAAUCGUAUACUAGCAGAUUCUCGAGUCAAGAUCUGCAUAAGCAAACUCGAAUAUACGAAAUACGCCCACCAGGCUGCGCUCUUGGUGCUGGACCCUGCUGAUCCGAAGCUGGCGGGAUAUCCGGACCACAACCUCACAACAUCAUAUAAUGGCGAACACUUAGCGUAUGCAGUGUUUACCUCCGGAAGUACUGGGAAACCCAAGGGUGUCCUUGUAACCCAGAACAAUCUGAUGAGCAACUUGGGGUAUCUCUCCACUCUCUACCCAUAUACUGAGAGCUCAAGACUUCUACAAUCAUGUUCCCAGGCGUUUGAUGUUUCAGUUUUCGAGAUAUUCUUCUCCUGGUACGUGGGGAUGUGUCUGUGCACGGCGACCAAGGACGAUCUUUUUUACGACUUUGAGGCUGCAAUUGACAGCUUGGACAUUACCCAUUUGAGCCUUACACCUACGGUGGCGGGCCUGGUCGACCCGAGCAGGGUACCCAAAGUGAAACUUUUGGUGACAGCUGGUGAGGCUGUUACAGAGAGUGUCAAGCGGAAAUGGGCUGGUAAAGGGCUAUACCAAGGAUACGGGCCAUCGGAAACAACCAAUAUCUGUACCGUCAAGCCCUGUGUAACUGAGUCCGACCUAAUCAACAAUAUCGGACCAAUCUUCCCGAACACUUCUCUUCUGAUAUUGGAACCUGGAACUGACAGAAUCGUUCCGCGAGGCGCGAUUGGCGAGCUCUGCUUUGGAGGAGCCCAAGUCUUUCGUGGUUACCUUAACCGACCGGAUCUCAACGCUGAGAAGAUAAUCGAACACCUGAGGUAUGGACGUAUCUACCGCUCAGGCGAUAUGGGCAGGCUGCUGCCGGAUGGUUCAAUACUGUCGGCAGGUCGCUUAGACGAUCAGGUUAAAAUCCGCGGGCAGAGAGUAGAACUUGGAGAAAUCACGUCCGUUGUGCUCGAUCAUCCUCACGUUAAGGACUGUGCUACUGUGUUAAUCCAAGACCGUAUGGCGGCACCCCAGGACCCCAACAGUGCGAGAAAGGCGAGCCAACGGCUGGUAGUUUUCUGGGUUCCAGCAGGCGAUAUGCAUACCGAAUUCUGUUCUCUUGCGCCAAAAGCAUACAGGAUCAAGACCUCGGAAAUAUUUGAGGCAUUGAACCUGCAACUCCCGGCUUACAUGAUACCAACACAUAUUAUACCCAUUACUCGCAUCCCGAUGACCUCCCAAGCAAAGAUCGACCAACGGCUGUUGCAAAGUACUUUCCAGCGGUUCGAAAGCGAAGACCUGGAGCUUACAUCUCUCGGCUCUGGCCCAGAUCAACGCGAACAGGCGCUUACUGCUACCGAGAAAACAAUAGCAGAGGCUCUAUCGCGUACGAUGGAUCUGCCUCUCGUUGACAUCAAGCAAAACUCAUCGUUUUUCAACCUUGGCCUAGAUUCUCUCUCAGCGAUCCGCUUCGCUAAGAAUCUUCGGGAUGCGGGAUUUGAGCAUGUCCCUGUCUCGCUCAUACUCAGAAAUCCUACGGUGGAGCGAUUAUCAUCAAUUCUCUUGGAGAAACGUGCAUCCGGAGUGGUUGCCUUAGCUCCUGACUUGGGACAGAACUUAGCCAAUGUUUUCGACUCAAGCCAACUCUCUGACAUCCGCUCUGAAUUUGGUGUAGAUCGCGAUAACAUAGACAGGAUCUUGCCUUGUACUCCGUUACAGGAGGCUAUGUUAUCGGGCGCGCCGACAUACCCAGGAGAACUAAGCCAGGACCCCCAACACAGUGUGAGGAAUGCUUCGUAUUAUAAUGUGAUGGUGUUUGCAGUCAAUGGCUCUCUUGAGCGUCUAAAAGAGUGCUGGGAACAUAUGUUUCAAAGACACGACAUCCUACGAACAACCUUUGUCGCAACCGACAAUGCGCAACAUGCAUUUGCACAGGUUGUACUCCACAAUAUGUCCGUAUCUUGGGAUCAGAUAGAGCCGAGUACGGACGCACGGGCGUAUGCCAGGAACGUGCUGUCUGACUUACUCCAGUCACAUCAACCACCAGUACGCCUAGCAAUCCAGGGUUAUGGGACUUCAGCCAGGCUCAUCUUCUGCUGUCACCACGCGCUUUACGAUGGGUUGGCCAUCGGAAAUCUUCUUCGGGAGGUACAAGACUUCUAUUUCGAGAAGAAACUACCAGCCCCCGUGCCGUACGAAUCCUACUUGCAGCAUAUUUCAAUUUCUGAUCAUGAAGGAGCUCUGCAGUUCUGGAGAGCAGGACUGGCGAACUUCGAGCCAACAUACUUUCCGAAUCUCUCCAGCAAGCUACUGCAGCCUUCACACAUGUCAUCCUUGGUUCAACAGCACAUACAGAUACCACUCAGCGUAGUCACACAGCACUGCCGAAAAACAUCCAUCUCCCUGUUGGCUCUAGUACAGUCCGCCUGGGCAAAAUUGUUGCAUUUCGUUAUGGCAGGUACCGACAUGUGCUUCGGAAACGUGGUCAGUGGUCGCACACUACUAGAAGAUGGACUUGACCGCUUGGUGGCGCCUUGCUUCAACACGCUUCCCGUACGCUUGAACUUUGAUUUCCAGAGAUCAAAUGCCAAACUCUGCAAGAAGCUCCAUGCUUUCAACGUGGAUUCUCUACCUUUCCAACUGACCCCUCUGCGCUGGAUCCAGUCCAAGACACGACAAGAAGAAGGUCGCUUAUUUGAUACGCUUGUCAUUCUUCAACAGCCACAAACACCGCUAGACAAUUCAAUCUGGACGCUAGAACUAGAUGAUGGAGAUAUGGAUGUGCCAGUUGUUUGCGAAGUAAACCAAGAUGAAUCUGCGGACACAUUGACUCUCAACCUACACUAUCAGCUCGACAUAUGCCAAAAAGAGGAUGCUGAAAUACUAGCGGCAGUCUUCGACCACGCACUUCAGUCACUUGUGCGCUACCCAGAAUCGGCAGCAGAAGACACUAUCGGAUUUCCGGAUCGCUUGCUAGGUCAGUCCAACAUGAGCUCUCAGCCGUUUUAUACACCAAAGGGUGGACUACUGUAUUCUGCGUUCGAGCACAAUGCUUCAAAGAGACCGGAUUCGAUCGCUCUUGACUUCCAAGAUGCUAGCGGAGUGACAACAACCUUCACCUAUUCUACUUUGAACGAGAAGGCGAAUCAGAUCGCGCACGCUUUGCUCCAUCUUGGCUUAAAACCCGAAGACGUAGUUCCGGUACAUAUGCCAAAGAGCCCCGAGUUCUAUGUCUGUAUACUUGGUGUACUCAAAGCUGGUGCUGCGUUUUCUCCAAUUCAUCCUGAUCUACCAGAGGCGAGGAAGCAGUUCAUGAUAUCUGAACUAGGACCCAGGGUCGUACUCUCAUUUGACACUGCCAUCGGAUGGCUGCAUGAAGCGGGUAUCGUUGUACUUGACGUUACAGAGACUGCGAAUUAUCCCACCCAGAACCCCUCUGUGAAUAGUCUCCGCCCCACAAAUAUAGCUUACUGUCUGUACACUUCGGGCUCCACAGGGCGACCCAAAGCUGUUAGCAUGGAGCAUCGCGCGCCUAUUCAGACAAUCGAAAGCUCCCGUUCUCUCGUACCCUGGACCCACAAUUCAAGGCUUCUGCAAUACGCAGCUAUUACAUUCGACAUGUGCUACUACGAUUGCUUCUUGGCAUGGACCUUUGGGUUCACCUUGUGCGCUGCUGACCAAGACACGAUGCUCAAUUCUCUUGCGGACUCGAUUAAUGCUCUGAAUGCAGAUUUGCUCGACCUUACGCCGUCUGUGGCCCAGUCGCUCAAAAGAGUUGAAGUUCCCAACGUCAAGUGGCUUUAUUGUAUUGGCGAAGCGAUGUCAUCUGAAGUGGUGAACGAAUGGGCCGGAGCAUGUGUCAAUUCCUACGGGCCUACAGAAGCUGCGUUCUGCACCACGAUCUUUCCUACCACACCGGAAUUCAAAACUUCUGUGAUUGGACGUCCGUUCCCAACGACGUCGUUUGCAGUAUUCUCCCCCCGAGGUGACCGACCAUUACCUGUGCUAGGUGUCGGUGAAUUGCACAUUGGCGGUGCUCAGCUCGCUCGGGGGUACUACGGCCAGACGCAACUUACCGAAGAGAAGUUCUCGCACAAAUGUGGCCAAAGGUUUUACAAAAGUGGCGAUGUUGUGCGGACGCUGGGCGAUGGUAGUUUCGAGUUCCUCGGGCGCGCUGAUGACCAAGUCAAGAUAAGAGGUCUACGAGUCGAACUGGGCGAGAUCAACAAGAUCCUCAAAGAGAGCGAUGGGAGCAUAGUCGCCGUCACGACACAGAUACUCAAGAAAGAAAGCGACGAAAAAGACCAGCUUGUUGCGUUUCUUGUGCUCCAGUCCCCGGCCAACGAAAGUGAGCAGGCGAGAGUCAGAUCUGUUGCUAAACAGACGGCGAUAGACAUUCUGCCAUCAUACAUGGUACCACAGUUCUUCAUUUCCAUCGAUAAGAUACCGAAGUCCAUGGCCGGCAAGAUCGACAAAAAGGCGUUGACGAGUGCCUUCCGGGUGUCGAUUCAGGCGGACGUUGAGUCGCAUGACUCCGAACAGGAUGCUCUGAGCUAUCAGUGGACCGAGCGAGAACAAAGAAUACGCGAGAUAUUCGCAAAGCUUUCCAAAACUCCACAUGGAGACAUCAAACCCUGGACUUCCAUCUAUCAGCUCGGUCUCGACAGCAUCAGCGCUGUCCAGAUCGCAGCUGCGCUACGCAAAGACGCCUUGCAAGCAAGCGCGACAGACGUGAUGCGGUACAACAACUGCAAGGAUCUUGCUGCAUACCUGGAGCGCUCUUUUGAUACCGUACCUACAAAACUAGGACACUUUGAUUUCGACGCCUUUGAGCGAAAACAUCGAAACGAUAUUGUGAAAGUAUGCGGUAUCCCUGAUGGGCAGAUUGAAGCCAUACGUCCCUGCACGCCUCUGCAAAGCGGUAUGCUAUCGCAAUUCAUUGCAAAAGACGGCGAGAUCUAUUUCAAUUACCUGCGCCUACGCCUAAACGAGAACGUAGAUGCACGUCGUCUGAAUGAUGCGUGGGUGGCCACUGUGGAGAGGCAUCGCAUGCUACGCACAGGUUUUGCGCAUGUCAAGGAUAGCAACACAUCAUUUGCCAUGGUUCACUAUAUAGUCAGCUCUGCGUUGCCCUUGUGGCAUACCGACGCGGAUGAUCCUAGAGCAACGGAGAAAUGGUUGCGCGACUCUGAACAAGAAGCGGUCACAAACCUGCAUCAGCCACCAUGGCGCAUACGCUUCAACAGUGUGGACGGUAUCGCCUAUCUUGAUGUGGCACUGCUGCAUGCUAUAUUUGAUGCUCAGAGCCUGCAGCUCAUCUUCAACGAUGUUGUUGCGGCAUAUCAGGGCAACCCGACUGCCACAGCGCCCUUUGAACCCACGAUCGAAGAAAUUCUCCAUCUGAGCCGCAAAGACAAUACAGCAUCGAAUGAAUUUUGGAAACAACUCGGGCAGCUCGCAACACCGACGCGCUUCCCCAACCUUACCCCGCUCCGGUAUGAUCCUAGAGAAGCUGCCGUGCUUACCAAGUCGUCCAAGCAUACGCUGGAAGAGCUCAAUGACGGAUGCAAGGCUUCCAAUAUCACCCUGCAAGCUGCAGGCCUUGCUAGUUGGGCAACGCUCUUGGCAGCCUAUACAGGCGAGCCCACUGUCACUUUCGGUGUCGUUUUGUCUGGUCGGACCACAGAACUUGCAGACGAUGCUGUCUUUCCCUGUAUCACAACCGUACCUUUUGCCUGCAAGAUAACCGGUGACCAAGCAGAAGCACUGAAGAACGUCAUGUCGUUGAACGCUGAAAUUCAACAGCACCAAUUCACACCGCUCAACGAAAUCCAGAAGCUGAUGGGAUAUCCAAAUGAGCCACUCUUUGACUCGAUUUUUGCAUUCCAAAAGCUUGCAAACACGGGAGAUCUCGACGGGCUGUGGGCUCUAGUAGACGAAAAAGCAUCGAUUGAGUACCCGUUGUCGAUCGAGCUCGAACCUAAGAACAGGCAGUUGGAGUUGCGGCUAACAUUCAUGCCUCACGUCGUCCCGGACAAACAGGCUUCUCUGAUCCUAGAUCAAUUAGACUAUCUCAUUGAAAGACAUGUGUUCUCGAGAAAAGACGACCAGGAUAGAUUCGAUCCCGAAGUCUAUUCAAUUAUACCCGCUGAAACGCCUACAAUCCCAUCCGAAGUUAUGUUGCUCCACGAAUUUGUGGAGUGGACGGCAACUAAGGGUCCCGACCGCAUUGCUUUCGAGUUUGCAACUUCAUUGCUACACGAGCAUUAUGCAAGCCGGAAGUGGACCUACGCGCAACUCGAUGGCGAGGGUAAUAGAAUCGCCAAUCUUCUCGUUUCGCACGGGGUUCGACCUGGUGGACUGGUUGGUAUCUGUUUUGAGAAAUGCCCCGAGGCCUCUUUUGCGAUCCUGGGCAUAUUGAAAGCUGGAUGUGCAUUCGUCGCGCUAGACCCCGGAGCGCCUAGUGCUCGCAAGGUAUUCAUCCUCGAAGACUCUGGCGCGCCAAUAGUGCUUUCGAUGCACGCUCAAUCCGCUGGCUUCAAGGACGACACAGAAGCAACGGUUUUUAACCUCGAUGAGGUUGACUGGCAGUCUGCAUCGGCAGAGAAGCCAACCCUUGCGAGGACGAUAGACCCUCAGGAUCGCAGCUACUGCUUAUAUACCUCUGGGACUACCGGCACACCGAAGGGGUGCGAGCUCACCCACGAGAACGCAGUGCAGGCAAUGCUUGCCUUCAGGCGGUUGUUUUCGGGCCAUUGGGACGAUGAAUCUCGCUGGCUUCAGUUCGCUUCCUUCCACUUUGACGUGUCCGUGCUCGAGCAAUACUGGAGUUGGUCCGUUGGCAUAUGCGUAGUAUCCGCACCACGAGACAUUUUCUUCGAAGAUCUCGCUGGCUCAAUUCGAGCACUUCAAGUUACUCAUAUUGAUCUCACCCCCAGCCUCGCUCGAAUGUUGCAUCCCGACGAUGUACCCACGCUGUGCAAGGGAGUGUUUAUCACGGGAGGCGAGAGCCUUAAGCAAGAAAUUCUCGAUGUAUGGGGUCCGAAGAGCGUCAUAUACAACGGCUACGGCCCGACCGAGGCUACUAUCGGUGUGACUAUGUAUCCUCGCGUUCCCGCUAAUGGUAAGCCAUCAAACAUCGGCCCUCAGUUUGACAACGUGGGGUCGUAUGUUCUGCGUCCGGGUUCCGAUGUGCCGGUUCUAAGAGGUGGAGUCGGGGAGCUGUGCGUGUCUGGCAAAUUGGUCGGAAAGGGCUAUCUGAAUCGACCAGACCUGACUGAAGAGCGAUUUCCCUAUCUUGAGCGCUUUGGUGAGAAAGUCUAUCGAACGGGGGAUCUCGUCAGAAUUUUGCACGACGGCACGUUUGACUUCUUAGGCCGGGCGGAUGACCAAGUGAAGCUGCGUGGUCAGCGACUCGAGGUUGGAGAAAUCAACUCGGUCAUCAAACAAUGCGGUAUUGCGAUCGCAGAUGUGGCUACGCUAGUGCUGAAACACCCCAAGCAACAGAAAGAGCAGCUGGUCUCCUUCGUCGUUCUUGGAUCCGGGACGCGCGGCGAUACAAAGAUUGUAUUGGAGGCGACCGGCGAACUGUGGAAAGCUAAGGAAGCUUGCCAGGACAAGUUGCCCCCGUACAUGGUGCCUACACAUUUUGUCGCCCUUACGACCAUGCCGUUAUCUGCCAACAACAAAGCUGAGUCGAGAAAGCUCAAAGGUUUGUACGAGGGAAUGUCUGUCAGUGACUUGUCGCUUCUCUCGUCAGGUACACAGACAAAGGACGAGAAAUGGUCGCGACAAGAGGAACAGGUCCGCGACAUCAUCAUGGAAGCAUUGGGCAUCGUGGGAGACAAUCUCGGAAAAGAUUCCAGUUUCUUUGAGCUUGGCAUGGAUUCGAUCUCCGUGAUAGGCGUUUCGAGGGCGUUGAAGCAGGCUGGGGAGACGCAGGCUGCAGCAUCAAUUAUCCUCAAGAACCCGACGAUCCGACGGCUGACGAAGGCAUUAUCAAAUGGAUCGUCCGACGAAACUGAUAGAGGAUCUGUCACUGCAGCGCAGCAAGCAAUCACAGCCGUGCAGCACCAGUACAGGCGGGUCGUGGCCGAGACAUUAUUCAUGGACACAAGGAACAUCGAGACACUGGCUCCAUGCACGCCUUUGCAGCAGGGCAUGAUCGCGAGAGCUUUAGAAAGUGAGAGUGGGAUCUACUUCAACAGCUUCCGAUUUGAACUUGGGACCGAUGUCGACGUCAAUAAGCUGCGGGAAGCCUGGGAGCAAGUUUUCGCAUCGACGCAGAUCCUACGUACUGUCUUCGUGAACACGGAUGAAGGGUUUGUGCAGGCUGUACUCCGGAACGUUGACCUUUCCUAUCACGUAGAUGACCUUCUCGACGACAACUCGCUCGAAGAUCAUCUGGCAAAGAAGAAGAAGGAAUGGAUACGACUCAAUCGGACAAAUUUUAAGCGGCCGAUUGAGGUCUUUGUGGUGACCACUCCGACAGUCCAACACCUUUUAGUGCAUAUUUUCCAUGCUCUAUACGACGGCAAUAGUAUCGGGCUCGUCUUCAAGGCUGUUUGGGACGCCUAUAACGACCGCAAAGUUCAGAUCGGCCCAGCGUUCCACUCCGCCCUUGCCCAUGGUCCUUUGCGACUAUCAGUCAAUGCUCGGCCGUUCUGGGAGAAGCACCUUCGAGAUCACAGACUCCGGCCGCUACCUGCACUUGAUGGUCGUACCGACGAGGGACUGGUUAUACUUUCCCGUGAGAUACGGGACCUGCAUAGCCUUGAAGACACUAGACGAAAGCUCAACGUCACGGCGCAAGCCAUUGCUCAAGCUUGCUGGACUAGUGUUCUCCACCAAUAUCUAAAAGCCCCGGUAACCAUCGGUAUGGUAGUGUCCGGCCGCAGCAUUGACUUCGAGGAUGCCGACAAAGUCAUUGGGCCUUUGUUCAACAGCAUCCCGUAUCAGUACCGCGCACGUCAUCGCGAGACUUGGGCUACAUUGGUCACACGAUCUCACGAGUUCAACAUUGCUGCGCAACCGUAUCAGCACACACCUCUGAGAGAUAUCAUGAAGUGGCUGAAGCGAGGUCCCGACCAGCCAUUAUUCGAUACACUGUUCGUUUAUCAAGUUGCUGAAGAGGAUGAACAAGCUGUUGAAAACGAUCUUUGGCAACUGCAGGAUAGUGGAGCAGAGGCUGAUUAUCCUCUUGCUGUAGAGGUGGAACAGAGCCUUGGUGGGAUGCUGACAUUGACACUGGUCGCUCAAGGCCAUGUAGCGGAUGCGGAAUUAGCGAACAAAUUGCUCGAAACGUAUGAGGCAGCUUUGCGCCGCGUGAUGGAAGAUCCAGAGGCCGUGUUGGAGACGUUUGUUGAAAACGACGGAGACUGCGCAAGCGGCAAACCUACCAGUAAUUCAAUGGAGAAUGAGGUUGAAUCAUUUGAUGGUACGACGGACUUUAGCUGGAGCAGCCACGCCAGGAUUGUUCGAAAAGAAAUCGCCGACCUUUCUGGAGUCGAGGUUGGAGAAGUCAGCGCGAACACCACCAUAUUCGAAGUCGGUCUGGACAGUAUUGAUGCCAUCAAGCUGUCUUCCAAGCUCAAAAAACAGGGCAUCGAGCUCCCCGUCAGCGGCAUCAUGCGCGGCCUGAAUGUCGCCAGCAUGAUGCAAUAUCUCUCCGUCGGCAAAGAGAAGCUCAGUUCACGGCCUUCGGAUAUGAUCUAUCAAGCAAACAAGAAGCGACUAAAGAGCUACCUUCGGCGUCGUGGAGACACUGAAGGCGUGGAAGAUAUACUUCCGCCAACACCACUGCAGGGUGCUAUGGUGGCCGAGAUGAUCGCCUCGGAUUACACGAGAUACUACAACCAUGACGUGCUGAAACUGAGACCCGGCAUCGAUCUUGAGCGGGUACGACAGGCAUGUACAGAGGUCAUCCGGGGAUCGCCUAUUUUGCGCACGGCAUUCAUUGCAGUUGAUGAUCCGAGCAUUGAUUUCUCUCAUGCGCAGGUCAUCCGUCAUCAACCGCAUGAGUUCUGGACUUCUACAGUGGUUAACACUGAGCCCGAUUUCCCAACUGUCUUUGACAGCAUUCGAGAAGAGGCAACAGGCAAACCUUCGUCUCAACCACUCUUCCAUGUUCGAUUGAUUCAAUCUCCACGUCAAACCUAUCUCGUUCUCUCAAUAGCCCAUGCGCUAUACGACGGGUGGUCCCUGAGUCUUCUACAUUCCGACAUACACAAGACGUAUGCCGGUAACUUCCAUCCGCGACCUUCAUACGAGCCAGCGCUUCAUGAGAUUUUGACCGCAACGGGAGCAGACGCUGCAGCAUUUUGGCGUGACUAUCUCUCGGACGCCAAACAAGCGAUCCUGCCUCGCCGCGCCGAUGCAUCACUCCAAACAGUUCAUCGCAAUGAGCAAGGCAGCCGCCUCUCUCUUUCUGCUGUCACAUCCUUCGCGAAAAAGCAUGGUAUCACGCUGCAGACACUCGGCCAAGCUGUACAUGGCGCAACGAUAGCUUCCUACACGAAAUCGCUCGACGUGACCUUCGGCUCUGUACUUUCUGGUCGCGAGGACGAGUCGAGGGCCAACCUGCUCUUCCCUACAAUGAACACAGUCGCCAUCCGAACUAUACUCCAUGGCAGCAGGAAGGAUAUGCUGCUGUAUGUCCAAGCCAACUUCUGGAGCAUCAAGCAGUGGCAGCACUUCCCGCUCCAAAAGGCUCUUUCUCUGGCUGGCGUUCACGGAGGCCUUCUACAAAGUCUGUUUAUCUACCAGAAGGGCUUGAGCGAGGACGUUGAGAACUCAGAGAAGCUGUAUGAGAGUGUCCAGGGUCGGAGCGACGUCGAGUACCCCGUUUGUGUGGAGAUGGAAGUGAUCGGCACAGAGCUUAUCUGGCGGUGUGCAGUCAAAGAUGAAGGGUUCGAUGAAACAGGUGCACAGGAAUUACUGGAAAGACUUGACAAUGUACUCGAGGCCAUCGUCGCAAAGCCUGACGCACCGAUCAUUGAGUUCACGGCGAACGGAGUAUCAAUCUGUGACUUACCGGCCUACACGAAUCAAGAAGCAGACGAUAGCUCACAUAUCAAAUCUGACAUAGAACAGCGGCAAUCUGAUUAUUCGACAACACCUACCGCCGGCAUCAUCCGAGAGGUACUGGCUUUCGUAUCACAGACGCCAGACGAUGAGAUCAUUCCAGGCAUGACUAUCUUCCACAUGGGUUUAGACUCCAUCAGCGCUAUCAAAGUCUCCUCACUCCUUCGCAAGCGCGGAGUCACUCUUAGUGUUGGCGAGAUGCUAAAGGCAGGUACCGUGGAGGAAAUGGCGCGCAUUGCGGACGGGAAGACACCGACGGCUGACAGCGAGAACGACGACCUUAACAUCAUAAUUCAAGAGGCGCUUUCUGGCAUCGACCAAGCCAGUGUACUUGCGAAAGCAGGCAUCAAUGAAAAGGAUAUUGAGCGCGUGCUACCCGCAACGGCUGGCCAAAUUUACAUGUUAUCUAUGUGGGCCAAGUCGGGCGGCGCCAUGUUCUAUCCGGAGUUCAAUUAUCGCAUUCAUGGCGAGGUGACUUUUGAGGCGCUGCAGACAGCGUGGAAUACGGUACUCUCGCAAAACUCGAUACUGCGCACACACUUCAUUGUAACCAACGACAAGCGGACGCCGUAUAUCCAAGCCAUCAUGCGUUACACGCCAAUGAAGAUAACGAACGGCAGCGAUAUAGAUGACAACGAGCUGGCAAAGCAAAAGCUCAAGAUGGGCUUACAACAACCAUACGCACACCUAGUGGUCUCAAAACCAUCUCCAUCAACCCCAUGGGACGUAAACCUGAAGAUACAUCAUGCGCUCUAUGAUGGUGUCAGCCUGCCACUUAUCAUCCAGCAACUCCAAGACCGCAGCAACAGUGCCGACAACCCAACUCAGAAAGAUAUACUCCCGCUAGUCAUUGCGAAGAUUUCGGGCGACUCGCCAAUGGAACAGCGCAAGGCCUUCUGGACAAACUACCUCAAGGAGGUAAUUCAGAACCAUCUCACCCAGCCCAGCAUUCCGCCCACCUCACGAACCGAGAUCUUCAAGCUUGGCCUUCUCCCAAGCGUAACCGCUCUCGAAACACAAGCCCACAAGCAUGGCCUUACAACACAGUCCCUCUUCGUCGCUACAUAUGCGAAGAUCUACGCCCGGCUCACCUCUACGCCGUCAUUUUCGGACGUCAUCAUUGGCCUGUACCUCGCGAAUCGCUCCCUUCCCAUCGCCGAUUUGCACGAAGCGCCUGUUCCGACAGUAAACCUCGUUCCUCUGCGGGUCUCGGCACCGUUAGAAACAAAUAUCUUUGACGUCGCGGCACAGAUACAGUACGACAUUCAGGAGAUCAGCGCGCCGGCGAAUGCGUCUGCGGGGCUGUGGGAGAUUGCGGCGUGGACCGGCGUUGGGGUGGAUACCUUCGUGAACUUUCUGAAGUUGCCCGGUAGUGGGGAGGAUGUUGAUGAGGAUGCUGUCAAGAUUACACCUGUUUGGCAGUGGAGCGAGGGGUUGAGCAGGGUUGUGGACGUUGAGAGGGGCGUUGCGCCGCCGAAGGAGAUGGUGGAUGAAGUUGUAAAUGGCGCCUACCUGCAUGCGCUUGAUGUUGAAGCUACAAUCAGAGAUGGAUCGCUGGACAUGGGAGUCUUCGCUCCGCAAGACAUGAUGAGUUUGAAGGAGGGAGAGAAAAUGAUGGAGGAUAUUUUGACUGAGCUGGAGGGUCUGAGCAAGAUUGGGAAUUGA